Molecule: messenger RNA, 2250 nt
Organism: Metarhizium album ARSEF 1941
Lineage: Eukaryota; Fungi; Ascomycota; Sordariomycetes; Hypocreales; Clavicipitaceae
Product: Meiosis specific protein SPO22
Exons: 3
Coding region: 1-2250 (749 amino acids)
Biological process (GO): regulation of synaptonemal complex assembly; meiotic cell cycle
Source: RefSeq, a predicted model, not a curated record
AUGACGCUUCAGACUGCAUUAGCGAGCCAUCCUUCCGACCAAAGCAUUCUUGAUAUUGAACUUGACAAGGUGCAGGCCGGCCUACGCAUGGCCAAUAUCUGUAUUUCGGUGUCCCAGGUCGUAGACACACGCACUCUGAGAGAGCUUGAAGCUCACGGCCGGGCACUAUGGAACUUGUGUGUCAGACAAAGGCGUGAUCUGACCAAGGAACUCUCGACAAGCUACAUGAAGAGACUUGUUCUGCACUCCUGGCUCCUGGCCUUUCUGCUCUUCCAUAUGAGCCGACUGGGAUUGGCUACAGGUAGAGACAGUGUCGCCGAAGCAGAGUACUUGUUACGACUCAUUUUGACGCUCACAACUGCCAGCAUCAACGAUUCUGAAGUCGGUGUUGCGAAGCUCGCUUUGCAGAGAGGUGCUUCCUUUGUAAAUACCCUUGAGUCUGCGCCAAGCAGGCAGAACUGCCAGUGUGCAAAAGCAACGCAACUUAGAGCUACGUAUUAUUCACUGAGAAUAUUGUUAUCGUGGCGAGAAAACCGUUUGGAUGUGGCCGAGCAUAUGUUCCGCAAACUCGAUCCGAUUCAGCCAGAUCUUGAUGACAGUGCAGUCGAAAGCCUGGCGGACGUUCUUCAAAAAGUUGGCACAGGCUUGCUUUCCGAGAACAACCUGGAACUGGGGGUCACUUGGCUUAAAAGGGCACACCAUCUACUCAGCACUCAGAUCGGCAUUUUCUCCCCAAAGACCAAGCGUCUAUAUCUCGCCGUAUGCAAUGAUAUAAUAAAACUCGCUCUACAAAGUAAUUUGCAUGAAGAUAUAGCGGAGGUCGAAAAUAUGUUAGAUCAUGCUUCCUCGCGAGUUGGAGAUCAUCCGGUCCUUCUGCACUGGAAGUUGAUGGUGUUGGAUACCACUGAAGGGCAUGACUGUCCAGGAGAGGCUCGUGCCGACAUCAUGCGGCGAAUGAUUUCAUCACCGGAGCUUUCAGAAACUACACUUCACCUAGCGCCUGCUCACCUGGCAAAAGUCAGAGAUGAAUGUUCCUCAGAACUUCUCGACGAGUUACUAUUCCGACACGCACUCCCGAGCGAGAACGCAAUUAUGCUCGGCAAGGUUGUCUAUCUGCGGAUAUGGACAGCAUUAAAUAUAUCCAGUAGUGACGACGAACAUCGCAAACUAGGUCAUAUCGUCGAAAACGUUUAUCAGUCGAUUCAGGCACCCCUGUCAUUGGCGGAAGUGGAAGCUUGCCAGGCGCCAGUGGAAGAACAACGAGCAAACGAACAAUUCCCGACCUCCGAAUUGGACUGGUUCCACAAGAAUGCUUACAAUAUAGCCAUCUUGAAUUGCCACGAAUGGGAAGAGGGCAAUGUCAUCCGGCUUGCGAGCGCAUGCAUAUCCUUUGUAUCAUGCUACCCAUCCACAAUAUCGGCUCUCCAAGCCGACGAACUAGUUGCAACUCUACUAAGAAGCCAUUUCCUCAUCUCAGUCUGCCUAUUGAAAGAGGCACGGCGCCUCGAAGAUAUGCCUGAAAGGCACCGCUGCUACGCAGCAAUCCGACACCACACAGCAGAGUACAGAGACAUCUUGAACGGCACCACAAUGCCAGAUGUUAUCACACAUCAGGAUCUAGCUGGCAAGAUGACCACCCUCCUAGUCUACGACUUCGAAGCGGCAGUAUCGCUUCGUCAAUUCGAAGAUCUUGAAGAAAUCACAGGCAUUGUCAAACAGCACGAAGAUGUACAAGCACUCAAGAGCCUAGGCGAUGUCCUGUUGCAAGACCCCAUCCCAGCACAAGGUAAUAAACCCUCCAGACCCCAAUUCUUCAGAUUCUCCAAAAGAUCUGACAAGCCAGUCCUCACCACGACGCUCAGAACAAUCAUCAACGAAAUCCACAGCCUCGAACAAUUCAACUCCGCAAAGUUUUGCAAAUAUCUGCGCGUCAUCUUUCAAGCCACCGUUUCUGUCAACGACACCGCGGCACUCGAAAUCAUCGGUCAAAUAAUGCAAACUGCCCGCGAAAGCCGCAAUGCGGGUGCUUCGUUACCUCGGACGGACCUGGAGUGGAUAGCCGCCACGACGUUCAACCAUGGGAUUGAUUACUAUGCUUGCUCAGAGGACAUCCGCUGCAAAUUCUGGGCUGCCAAGGCCAUGGAACUGGCCGAAUACCUCGAUGAUGGGGGAGUGAUGGCGAAGACCUUGAGGGAUAGGUUUGGCCAAUUACGCUUUGAAAAUGAAAAGUGUUCCAGAACAGAGGGAUAA